AUGCUAUUUGCAACGUUUUUCGUACUCGGUGCACUUACAUGUUAUGCUCGAUCAGAAGUAGUGUCAACCAAAUUUGGGGACAUCGAAGGGUUAGAGUUCUCGUAUCUAAAUGCCUCUGGUCAUUUUAAAUCCGUUAGCAAGUUUCUUGGCGUACCUUUCGCCGCUCCACCAGUUGGAGCGCUAAGGUUUAAGCCACCACAACCGCCGAAUAGUUGGAAACCGAAAGUGUAUCUGGCCAAAAAACAUGCAAGCAUCUGCGUACAACCGAAUUAUUUGGAAAACCUUAUCAGGUCUGUGACUCCAAAUUUCACGUACAGUGAGGAUUGCUUAUAUCUCGAUAUCUACAGCCCGAAUACCAGCCUCAGUUUGCCAGUGAUGGUUUACAUUCACGGUGGAGGUUACGCCGGCGGAACAGCGAUAGUGUCUCUCAGCGAUAUUUUGGCUCUUCAUGGGGUAGUGGUAGUCAUAAUCCAGUAUCGUCUAGGUCCCUUUGGUUUCUUGACGACCGGUGAUUCGGAAGCUCCUGGUAACUAUGGAAUGCUGGAUCAAGUAGAAGCUCUGAAAUGGGUCAAUGAAAACAUUAAGCAUUUUGGCGGGAAUCCCAGCAAGGUUACCAUAUUUGGACAGAGCGCUGGAGGGUCCAGUGUAGGGCUUCACCUCUUAUCGCCUCUGUCACGUGAUCUCUUUCAUCAAGCCAUUGCAGAGAGCGGUGUAGAUUUAAGUUCCUUUGCGAUUCAGCCAAAAUCUUAUGGUCUUCGUUUCACGAGAGAGCUUUCAAAAAGACUGAACUGCAGCUUGAGUAACCACCAUGCAAUGGUUUCCUGUAUACGCGACAAGAGUGCUACAGACGUGCAGAAAGCCGCAGAAUCAAUCGAAUUUGUGUUCACUAAUUACCUCUGCUUGGCACCGGUGGUAGAUGACAACUUUCUUCAUGACACACCCCGCAACUUGAGGGAGAAAGGAGAUUUUAAGCAAGUGCCACUUAUUAUUGGCUUUACCAGCAAUGAUGGGGCGUCUUUUCUUGGUUAUAUGGUCAACGAUUCUUUUUUGCUGAACGAGAGCGUGGACAAUGGAGUGAAUCCGACUUUAUUCAAAGCAUCGCUAUCCAAAUUUGCUCGUGCUCGAACCAGUAGGUAAGUUGUAUAGAGGCCUUCCCUUAGCAAACUCGGCGAUCUACCUAAUCUCACGACUUCUUCAAUCACAAAGGCUAGAAGUAUCCUGGUCCCAGAGGUUUUUCUUUAUUUUCCUCCGCGUGAGGGAGAAAGAGUCGCGAAGAAAAAUCUGGGACCCGGGUAACCGAAAAGAUAUGAGUAUGAGAAUGUCCUAGAGUUUGAUAUUCCAGAUGUUGGAGUAACGCAAGCGUGACCGUAGCUUACAAGGCGGGGGCGUACCUCUUGUAUUGCAUUAUAUUGUUAUUGCGUCCCCUCUUAUAACAGUUCAAACUCGUAGGUUUUGACAUCGUUUUCUAAGCACGUUGUCCGUAGGAGUUUUCAGCGAGCUUGUGGGGCCGUCCCGCGCUUAUCACAUAUACUCCCCAUGACGUAUACUAUCUGAUAAUUCAGCAGAAUUUUAUGAGACUGGUCACAACGUAUAGAGUCUGACGUUAGAGCCACCUUGUAGCACAGGGCGCCCAGACGUAGUGUCUCUCAAUAACAUGGACAAAGUGGGAUGAGUCGUCGAAUCUCCCAUGAACUAAAAUAGUCCAGAAGUCAAAAUAUAACAAAACAAAGCUAACAUACCUUUAACUGAACGUCUUCUUGUCUUUCCUGGUCGGUUAAGGUGUCAUUUUGUCGAGUUUUGCACUCGUAGGUACUAUCCACUCUAGAAGAAUUAAAGGCUGGCUACAAAAAGAAAAAAAAAAUGUGCGGACGCGUGUAGACGGGGCAGCAGCAACGACAUCAACGGCUACGAAAACUUCACUUGAAACUGAAGUGAAUUUGCUCUGCUUUAAACUUAUCACGUUUAUUCCAUCUCGUUCAAUUCGACAAUGUUGGCAAAUUCUUCUGGAGUUGAAUUCUAAAGGACUGUAUCGAAGAUCAGGAGAAUGAAAAGAAAAUCGUUGUCUGGUGUUCCUGUUCUCCACAAAACGUGAAAUUAGGCAUUUUCACGUCGUAAUCGCGCGGUAACGGUAAAGAAAUGUACAAAUCGUGCAAAGGUGUUGUUUUAUUAAUAAUGCUAAUGCUUUAUUGACGUUCUUGUUGUCGACGCCGUCGUCGUUGCUAAAGCUCUCUAAUAACUAAAUAAGCACGCGGCAAAAACGGAAUCUCUUUGUUAAAUAGAUACCAACUACGUCAGCCAGACAGAAUGCGGUAGUGGGCUGGUUUGAGAUUGACACUGGGUCGGUGUUGUGUCGCACUGCCGCUGGGACUGUUUUAAGGGAAGAAUUUUGACCCAGUUUCCCGCCAAACGUUGCAAUAGAGCGGUUUUCGUUUGAGUGUCGAAAAGUAAUUGGUUUUGCACUUUCUACACGAUGCGAUUGGCUUAAAAGAUUCGCGCCACCUUUUCAUCCAAUCAGAAGUAAGACCAAAGCCAAUUGUGACGCGCUCGCAUGCAUUUUCCUGCGCUUUGCAUCAGCCACAUGUAAUUACUUCGAGUUUUGAUUGGUUCAAUGUAUUGUCUGUGUCCUAUGUGAUUGGCCAGAGUAAUUACUUUGGUUUUGGUUUUACGACACUCAAACGAAAACCACUCUAACUAGUAAAGCGAAAUCGACUCCAGAACAGUCCCAUACUCACAGUAUUGCAAAACAUCACUGACUCAGUCCCAGACGCAGCCUCAAAUGGCCGAUUAAAUUCAAGUAUGAUUUCAUUAAAAAACAAGUAUUCUCUUUUUUUUUCCAGCGGUAAGAGCGCUGAUCUCAUCACAGAUGCAUUGGAGUUCAUGUACACCCCUUGGCCUGACAACAGUGAUAAAUACGCAUUAAGAAGUCAACUUGUUGAUCUUAUUGGUGAUAACCUUUACUUUGCUCCUAGUCACAAGGUCGCUGAUGUUCACAGUCAGGUCGCUCCUGUUUACAUGUAUGAGUUUGCUCAUCGGGCAAAAACAAGUAUGGGUGCUGAUUGGAUGGGAGUGGUCCAUAGCGAAAACGUUCCCUUUGAUUUCGGAGUUCCUUUGCUCCCGAAAUUUUUAUCUCUUUAUAGUCCCGCUGACAGAAAUGUCAGUUUGCUUAUUAUGACCAUGUACGCAAACUUUGCCCGGUCCGGCGAUCCUACAGUCAGCGGUGUUGCGUGGGACAAAUACAAUUCAAGUCACAGAUCUUACAUGCGAGUUGGCGUAAAUCCUGGGAUGGAGGCGUCAUUUCAUCCUCGCCGAAUGUCUUUCUGGAAUGAUUAUUACCCUAAACUGAUGCAGCUGAAGUUUGAUAUCAUUAAAGACAAAGUGAUCAGCGGUGCUAAUGCUCUUGUUAAUGUUGCCAUGGGAAAAGUUUUUCUGGUUUCAUUUGUUGUUGUUUCGCUGAUGUACUAGGAUCUAGCCAGGAUUGUGCAAGCAAAAGCCAAAACAAGCAUAACAUGGCGUAAUUAUCACUGACUGUUAAAAAUGUUACUCUUAUCUUUAUGAACCGAUAACCUAUGUUUUUUCAAAUGUUUUACGAUGGAAGCCAAAAGCCACUGAUUUUAAAUCUUUGAACAAGAGAACGCUGUUUAUUUUUAGAUGAUUUUUAAUGCCUAUUGCUCCUCCUUUUUAAUGCUUAUAUGAUUGCAGUAAGAUGGAAUUCACUUGCCACGGAGUCGGAGCAGGCGGAGCUGUAGGAUCAGAGACUUUAAGUUUCGACGACUACGGAUUUCUACCAUUAGUAAACAUGUUCGGUACUGCGCAUAGUCAUUACCAAGCACGUGACUGUUCAUUUUUCGAGUGUACUCCUGCUGCUACGUUGUGUUGUUGAGCUGCUUCGUGUAGUCGUGACUACAGAGUACAGUUUGUUCGCUUUUCGCCGUUACCCGGUAAUUCUAGAAUCUCGCUUUUUUCGUCCAAAGUCUUCAAUCCAUAAUAAUUAUUAUUAUUAUAAUUAUAAUGGUUUAUCAUUAUUAUGUUUAUUCACAGUAUAUACAUCGAUAACAAAAAAUAUAGCUCUUCUAACCUAGUACUAAUCUACUCAUCAAUUGGUUAUCAAUUAUCGUUACUACAAAACUAUGAACAGUGAAAUGAUAAUAAAACCAUAAGUUCCAAAAUUCAAGAAAAACUAGUGAAAAAAAACUUAUGGAAAGGUCGCUAAGAAUGCAGCCUUGCCCUUCGCCUUAGUUUAAAGGUGAAUUGUCAACUGACUCUUGAAAUAACAACAUUCUGUGGAGUUCCUGAUAUGGUGUGGUAGCGCAUUGAAAACAUUAACAGUGCCGUCUUGGCGUCUAUAAUUGUUUAAAAAGAAGAGACUUUUUAAAACAUUUAGUUAUAAACAAAUUGCGAAAAAACUGCUCUUAACAACAUUUAAGAAUUUUUUAGAAAGUUGAAAAAUAUACGUUUCGACGUUCUAGGACGUUAUUAUCAAUUUAAAAAAAAAUACAGUAUGAAUGUUCUAUAAAUAAAAGAAGAACAAUAGUUCAUUAAAAAGAAAAGUAACAUAUACAAAUAUGUUACAAGUUAAACAAAGAGUUUCGCACUCAUGGAGUCACUCUGAGUGUUAAAAGGCCAGCCCUCUGGUCAGUUUGAUGAAUAGCAUUUCGUAAACGAGGCAGUCAAAUUUCCCGUGGCACUUCUUGAGAACGCGAAAUUGACCCUCGCUAAGAAGAUUUUUGUCACCAUGCGCUUCUAAGAAAUGUUAACUGGGCUUAAGACCUUGCUUCGCAUUAUGUAUUCAAUUAUUUUAGUAGGUUACAAGUGCAUAUAGGAUUAGGUCUGUUCCCCAAUCUCUCUCGGUAGGAAGUAGAGCAUGAAGUAAUAUAAAUGAACUACAUUAAGGAAACAGCUUUUGGAAAGGUAUCAGAUCUGGCAGUAUUGCAUUUGUUGCGUUUUUUACUUUAUUAGCAUUUACUUUUGCCUUUUUAGCUUAUAUCUGCCUAUUUUGCUGUGCUCAGGAAAAUGAGGUUGAACUUCUCUGCAAGUCGACAACAGUCAUUACAUUAUGGUCCCGUGACUCACGGCAAUUUAAAAUCCAACACCAUACAUCUGAUUCAAUGAAGUUGGGCAGCUGCGCCCUGGGAAGCUACUGUUUGAUGGUCACUUGAGCAAAUCACCACAGUGAGCUCCGUAUGCCGUAAUUUUAAACUGUUCAUUGUAAAAUACAGGGGCGUAGCGUAACCGUUUUGGCAAGUACGCACACGGGUCCAUACGGUCUCAAAAACGUAGGGCCUGUUUACAUAGAGGUGGGGGACCUCAGGUAGAUGAGGUAAAAUGUAGCGAGUCACCCCACCUAUCAUGUAAACGCGAUCAAAUUAAGAUGAGAGAUUAUAUGGAGUGGCGGAUUACCCUCCCUUAGAGGGUUACCUCACCUACCUGGGGUCCCCCAUCUCCAUGUAAACCGGCCCUUAGUAUAAAAUAACGUUUUUGCCCCCCGCAAUGUAUCGUGAAAAAUGUUUCAAAUUUAUCACAUUCCACCACUCAAACUUUUUUUAUUUAUAGUGUAAAAACGAUGCGCUAUAACAGCGAGAUAUCGAAAGACAGGAACAAAUUUGCACAAACAAUGUCAAGUCACGACACUAUAAAUGGCUUUUACUUAUAACAGAAAAUCUUUAAAAAAAAUCCAACGAAUUUCUCAAGUACGCACGUGCGUAUUUGCGUAAAGGACACUACGCCCCUGAGAUAAAGCUUCCUGUAAAACGGUGAGAAGGCUGAUUGGCUGUCCUCAGUCCGUAAGAAAGAUACUCCUCAUGUCGAUUUUACAGAUGGUGUAAUUCUUGCUGCCUAUCGUUGCAUCGAAGAAGAUAAUUUUGACGGUAAGCUUGCCUCUCGAUGAUUCCUCCACGGUUUCGUUGCGAAUUCUUUUGACGGCAUUUUGCUGAAACGUCGGCAGUCGGUCUUCGUCGGCUUUGUUUGCAGUGUAAUUGUUCUAUUUUGUUUCUGCCCCUUUACAUCCUCUGUCUUUAGCUUACAGCGUUUACCUUCGCUGUGCCGUUGCUCGCCCUGAAUUUAAAGUCGACUUUCUCGGCCUUGCGGAGUAGUUUAGUUUGUAAAUCUUUCCCAGCGAGGACUGGCACUUGUUGAAUCCAACGCUGUUGAGUUUGCUGUUCUCCUUUAUUUGCCUGGGAUAUUGGGUGGUGAUUCACCGACCGUAAACAUUGUUAUAAUUCACAAAUGAAAAAACCCUCUUCAUGGUCUGGAAUCGAGUAUGGUUUUUGUGGGAACUACGGGAUUGUAUGAACGUCUUUAUCGUUUCAAUUCCAGAUGAGUGCUAAGAAAGAAAGAAAAAUAUGGGAAUUCGAAGAAAUGGAUUUGAAGAAUUUUCAGUUUGUUUUUGCGCUCUAAUCUAAGUAAUGACGACAUAAUUUCUGCCUAAAGGCCAGGUCUGAAAACGGGUGUGGAACUACAUUUUUUGGUCUGAAAUAGGGUUAGGAUUUGGAGAACCGGGCGGCACACCACCACCAAGAAUUCACAGUAGUACCCCCCGGGAUGUGUUGCUAAAACUGCCAACGGAAUAAACCGGCAGCGAAUGAACAAUACCUGUUUCUGUCGCAAGAAAUGUGACCUUCUGUGAGAAAAAAAAAAUAUUGUUUUGUGAUCUGACUUUCGCAGUUGCCAUUCGAUAUGUUCUUUGAUAGGUCCUGAAUCCGUUAAGCCUUGGAUAUUGUCUCUAUCAACAAAUUAAGCUAUUGAAAGAAAGCUUGCACAUGCUAUUUGAUUUCAAGUAUUAACGUAGGUAUAAAUUCCUUAAUUCAUUAAGAUUGAAGAGUGUGAUAGAAAGACGUGACUUGCUUAACAUUUGCUCCCCAUUUAUGGUCCUGACUACGGUUGGUAAAAAGGUCAGGAGCACCCAACGAGAAUAUAGUUCAAAACCACUUAAACGUGGCAUUGUUCAGUUAUUUUAGUAUUUGAACGGUAGAUAUAGGCAUACUUUUAUCCCCUAAAAAUUUUUUAUCUGUUUGGAUUUCCUAGCUGAAAGUCUAGUGAUCCGUAAAUUAUAGGGAUCAAAACUUACUUUUUUGAAAACUUCAGCCAGGAAAAAGGCUCCCGAAAAUUCUAGGUGACCUUCUUAGGGUAAAAAUCCGUUAUACCAUUUUUUAGAUGUUCGAAAAUCCUAGGAGAGACAGGCGAACAAGAAAUUUUACAACAAAUGUUCCUGAGAAUUGUAGAUCUCAAAUCGUCUUCCGAACAGAUAUUUUCCGAAAAUUGACGUUGGGUGCCCCUGAAGGGUGGAUAGUGCCAUCCACCGAGAAGAUUGCCAUCUUAUGGAAGUAUGAGGGUUGAUUACUGGUGUCGCAUAAUUUUUACGUGCUUAGGUGCGCAAAAUUUACGUUCGCAAAUAAAAUAGAGGCAAUACAUAAAAGGUCGCUCGUAAGCGUAAAAGUUGAACCUCGCUCAACUUCUCGUUUAAGCUCAGCACUUUUAUCUUCCCUCAAUUUUAUUUACGUGAUUAAAAUUUACGUGCGUUAAUGUGGGUCCUUAAAAAGUUUUGCUGAGUAUACACGUUUUUAAGGACUCUAAAGACCCACUUCCGUCUCUUAAGUCGAUGUAAGGGACGAUAUUAGGUUUUAAUUUCAUGGCAUUUUGCUUUUAUUAACUGCAUGAUGUGUCAUGAUUAUUCAUAUAGUUUUCAAAAGACCUUUGUUUGUCAGUAUUAAAACCGCCAGCUCAGCGAAUAAUAUCCUUAAAAAAACGCAGAGAGCCAUGAACAAUACAAGUUUUCUUUUGUUCUUUAAAAUGCACAGUUAGCGAAUCUAAGGUGCUCCGGCUCGCUCACGCAAUAAGACUAAAGAAAUUCGACAACUUGACGGGGCAACUUGAAUUGCAAGUGUUGGGCCGAGAUCGAUCAUUCAGGAUGAAGAUAAGUGAAAUCCAGAUUUUUCUCAUAGUUUGUAAUAAAUUGUUUUGUAACCUUUAUAGAAAUAUAUUUUUAUCAACCAGAUUACAUAAUCAGUAAAUCGCCAAUUAGCACAAUGAGGGGUGCUCAAAUUGUGUUCAUGUAAAAUAUCGACACUCUUUCACCAUCACAUGUACAUGAAUCAAGUUUGAUUGACGUGCAGGAUUUUAAAAAAUUGCCUAAAAGGACUCGCUACGAGUUGAAAGGUAACUUAAAACUUAAAACCUUCAUUUGGCUAGUGUCAACAAGUCAAGCUCGGUUGUUGUUUCAUAUUAGUGAAAGAAACAACUCCACAAGAAGAAGUGUUCAAAGAUGCUGCUAGCAACGUUUUUUAUCUUUUGUGCAUGUUGGCUUUAUCUUCGCGCAGAAAUAGUGUCAACUAGAUAUGGAGAUAUCGAAGGAUUCGUGACUUUAUAUCCGAAUGCCUCUGGUCGUUUCAAAUCCGUCAGCAAAUUUCUUGGGGUUCCUUUCUCCGCUCCACCAACUGGAGAGCUAAGGUUUAAAGCUCCACAACCACCAAAAGAGUGGAAACCAAAGGUUUAUUCGGCUAAAACCCAUGGGAGCGUUUGCUUACAGCCCAAACUUUUCGAAAACCUAAUCGAGCCUUUUAGUUCAAAUUUCACUUACAGCGAGGAUUGCUUAUAUCUUGAUAUCUACAGCCCGAACAUCAGCCUCAGUUUGCCAGUGAUGGUUUACAUUCACGGUGGAGGUUACCUUAUAGGAACAGCGAUCACUUUUCCUAGCGAUAUCUUGGCUCUCCAGGGGGUGGUGGUAGUCAUUAUCCAGUAUCGUCUAGGUCCCUUUGGUUUCUUGACGACCGGUGACUCAGCGGCGCCUGGUAACUAUGGAAUGUUGGAUCAAGUGGAAGCACUGAAGUGGGUCAAAGAAAACAUUCAGAAUUUUGGCGGGAAUCCCAGCAAAGUGACCAUAUUUGGAGAGAGCGCUGGAGGAACUAGCGUGGGGCUCCAUCUUCUAUCGCCUCUAUCUCGUGAUCUCUUUCAUCAAGCCAUUCCAGAGAGCGGUGUAGAUUUAAGUUCCUUUGCGGUUCAGCCAACGUCUUUUGGUCUCCGUUUCGCUAAAGAGCUUUCACAAAAACUGAAUUGUGGAUCCAGUGACCAUUCUGCAAUGGUUUCUUGUAUGCGCAGCAAAACAGCGUCAGACAUGCAAAAAGCCGCAGAGUCAUUCAAAUUUGGUUUCGUUAAUAUUUACUGGGCACCAGUCGUAGAUAAAAACUUUCUUCAUGGUACACCCCAGGUUUUGAGAAAAAAAGGAGAAUUUAAGCAAGUGCCGCUUAUCAUCACCUUCACAAGUCACGAGGGGGCGACUUUUCUCGGAGAUAUGAUCAACAAUUCUUUAGGGCUGAUGGAGAGCGUGGACAAUGGAGUCAGUCCGGCCUUGUUCAAUUCAUUUCUUAUUAAGUUCGCGCAAGUUCAAAACAGUAGGUAAGAUCAGUGAAAAUUAAAUAUUUGCUCAGUAGUCUCAAUGUAGCAGAACCCCGUUAACUCCAACUCCCCGCUAACUCUAACUAAGUUCAAUUUCCCUUGGAUUUUACCUCCCUUUCCUGUCAUUUUUACUCGGUUAACUCCAACUCGGAUAACUCGAAUUCCCCUCUAACUCGAACUAAGACGCCUUUUCGCCUCCCCUGAUCAAAAAAGUCUCUGAAAUGUAUCCCGAUAACUGGAAUUCUGGUUCUUUUAACUACUAAACUAAUCUAUAAACUAACUAAUCUGAGUAACUCUUCUUGUUGUAUGAGAGCCUGAAAACACUACAACUGACAUUGGUCACUGUUUAAGGCAAUUUUAUUUUUAAUUUGUGAAACGAACAGAUCACGUAAAAGUGCCUAAUCAUAUUUUUUUUAUGUUAGUGUCUGAUGAAAUAAGUAAACUUGUACUGCACCAUACACUGAAUUGAAUUUUUCAAUCGACUAUAUUUUCGCUCCAAAAAUUACACUACACUGUACACUGAUCCGCUACAACGUAACCACAACCGAAAUAUACUCAGUCGUAGGUUAUUAUGUACCCUGUUUGAUGAACCACAUCCUGUCCAGCGGCACAUCCCCGUAUAAGUCAUAUAACCUAAGCACGUGACCUCCCGGGGUCAUAAUAGGCCACCAACCAUGUUGCAUUAACAUUUAUCAAGAGCGAGUAAUAGCGACUGCUGUUUCUCUCUGGAGACCAUCCUCCGAUUAACUCAAGCGUUUAUCGGUCUCAAAAUAACUUUGGUGAAAUUCACAUACCCCAAGGGCUAGACAGGGUGUUUCCUCCUGUGUCUCAUUGUUCCCUUUUUGCAUUUUUUUAUUUAUUUGCUUGUGUUCUAUUUGCACGCAUUGUUUAACUUUUCCCUUCAAAAUAAAACUAGUGAGGCAAGUGCCUCGGAUUGCUUCACACUGGGCACGGCUCUGGUCUGUGGAAUAAUUGUUAAAUAUCCGUCACUUUUUUUUAGGAAGAAGAAUGCUGGUCUUCUCGCCGAUGCCUUAGAGUUCAUGUACACCCCUUGGCCUGACAACAGUAAUAAAUACGCAUUAAGAAGUGGACUUGUUGAUCUUCUCGGUGAUAAUAUUUUCGUUGCCCCCAGUCACAAGGUCGCUGAUGUUCAAAGCCAGGUCGCUCCUGUUUACAUGUAUGAAUUUGCUCAUCGGGCAAAGUCAAGUUUGGAGGUACGUGCAGAAUGGAUGGGCGUUGUUCAUGGUGAAAACAUUCCCUUUGAUUUCGGAGUUCCUUUCCUUCCCAAAUUUUCGCCACGUUAUAGUCAGGCUGACAGAAAUGUCAGUCUGUUUAUCAUGACCAUGUAUGCAAACUUCGCCCGGUCCGGCGAUCCUUCAGUCAGCGGUGUCGCGUGGGAGAAAUACAACUCGAGUCACAGAGCUUACCUUAAAGUGGACACAAGUGCCAAACUGAAGACGUCAUUUAAUUCUCUCCGAAUGUCUUUUUGGAAUAAUUACUAUCCUAAAUUGGAGCAGGUGAAGUUCGAUGUUAAUAAAGAGGUGGUCAGCGAUGCAAAGGAUGUUGUUACCAUGGGAACUGCUCUUCAAGUUGUAUUUGCUUUAAUAGUAUACUUGAUUUACUAAGACCUUACUUUGUUUUCUACUCAUUCAUUCAAGUUUAUUAGGAGUGGAUGAGACUAACAUUUUCUUUAAUGGUUUAAUGGUUUAUGAGCGGAAAGUAGAGCAUGAUGUAUGUAGCCGAAUCAACUAAAAAGAGUCAGCAAAGAAAAAAGGGCGAUUUCAGUUUUUUGCUAAAAAGUUCAUAACUGUUAUUGAAUGAAGCUGAGAAUGAUACGAGGAAUUAUGCAGAUAGAGGGUUUAAUAAUUAUACUGAUUAGUGAAUUAACAUGCUACAGACUUAAAAUGUUUGUUGCUCCUGCAAUUAUAACCAUUCAUCGGUAGAGGAUGCCUAAGGUUCGUACAAUUCUACAAUUGUUUUGGGCUGCAUUAAAUCCUAAUUUUAAUUCUUUAAGUUUUGGCAGUCUUCAUUGUAUUUGGCCGAGCAUUUAAUUACUACUGUAAUUUUAGCUGAUUGCAUUGCUCUGAAGGUACAGUCACAACCUUUCUACAAAGGUCAUGCGUCUACAACGUCCACUUUUUCGGACGGACAGACCAUAGAUUCAUAGACUCGAGUAUUCUCUCGUUUUCAUCAGUGUUAAUUAUAGUGUUUUCAGGCCCUUUACAACAAGAAGAGCUAAUGGGUUGGCAUCCGAAUGUAGUUAAAAGAAACAGAAUUCGAGUUAUCGGGGAAAAUUUCAGUGACUUUUUGAUCGGGUUAGCAGGGAGUUCGAAUUAUCCGAGUUCGAGUUAUCGGGGUUCUACUGUAUUCGCUUUGAGUACCAACCCCUGUAACCGUAGGCCCGAGCCGAAACUUUUGUCAUUGUGGGGAUGUGCCGCUGGGACCUGGACCCCUUAGCCUACACCAGAGCUAGUUCAGCGGAAUUUUGCUGCCCUAUACUAGACUACACUCCCCAAAUCCCCCUUAUCCUAGAGUACCUUUUAGGCUGAGUUGCAUAAAUUUAAACUUGCCGAUUUGAAUUUUUUUUUUUUUUUUACGUUUAUUGACAAAACAUAUAUUACAGUUGCAAAAUUUAAAACUAAAAGAAAAAAAAAAGUAUAUAUCGAUAUUACAGAUUGAAUUAAAAUUACAUAAAGACGAGAAAGAAUAGUACAGCAGUUGUAAUAAUACGCACAAUAACGAUAGACCUGCUAAUUAACAGAUUAUUCCGGUAAGAUGGAUACUUACUAACUAAUUGAAGGAGGGGGUUUUUCGAAAUCGUAUCUCCAACUGAUUUUAGCCUUAAAUUCAUCCAAAGAUAAAUCCUUAGGAGCUAACUUAUUUAUGUACAAGUAAUAUUUAGCAAACAAAAGAGUAAAAUCGAGCUUUUUGACAAUUGCCGAAGAGCUUUGAUUCUUUCUGUCAUUAUUAAGACCAAAAAUUAAUUCACUUGAGGAUGGCGCAAAGGAGGUGGCAUUCUCGACGUUGAACCAUUUGAUUACUUCUGAAAAAAACCACUUGGUCCAGUGGCAGUUACAAAAAGUAUGAAUUAUUGAAUCAUUUUGUCUGCAGUAAGGACAAAGCGCAUUUUCUGCAAUACCAUACGUGAACAGUUCUCUUUUUGUGACGACAAUUCUGUCUAAGAGUUUAAAGUAGAAUUCUCUUAGUUUGUUGUCUCUGCAAAUAUUUUUCACACGGGAGAAAUGAUGCCUUGCAAGUAUUGUUUCAGAUAGGAGGUCUCUUUCCCAUUUCAUGUUAGCGUUUAUUUCAAGUUGAUCUUUACUAAUCAAGAGCCAGUAGUAAUUUUUAUUUUUCAUUUUAAGUAAAUCUAAUGAAAGGUCCGCUGAGAGCUGGAAGGAGCUUUCGGACAAAAUACUAGUUUUAUCAAGGUGGCAUCUCUCUCUCAUCAUCCGAUUUGAUUUUUUUAAAAUUUUUGAGGGGCAAUUCCCGGUUUCCCUAGUCUAGACUAACAUCUUCAACCAACUGAUCUGUUUCAUGGAAAAUGAUACCCUAUUCUAGACCCAAACUAUCUGAUUUAUAUACCCUAUCCCGGAGUAAACUGCUUGAAAACCAUACCCUUCACAGACGCACAUACCUAUGUAACCCAUAUGUGGCAGUACCCACCCCCCGGGGUUCCAAACCAGCUUUGGUCGAACCCACUUCAAUUUAACCUUAAAUUAGCUUGACGCUUGUGUGACGUUUUAAUCUUAUCUUUGCUUGCCAAGUAAAUUUAAUUAAAAUGUAUUUAAUUGGGAUCUAUUAUUAUUUGCUAUGAGCUACCACGAGCCCUGUAACCGUAGCCCUAAACUUAUGUCAUUUAGAGACUCAGGGAUUGAUGCGAAAUCAGAAAUCCAGGUUUUGUUGAUGGCUGCCAUCAUAUGACUGAUAUCAACUGUCAAGAACAAUGGACCUUCUGGUCAAGCACGAUUAAAUUAAGUUCGACGUUUGAAUGAACUAUUGAGCCAAAGUAGAGUGUAUAAAUUCUGUUAACUCGAUACUUCAGAAGCACGAUACUGAAAAAAAAACAAAAAAAAAAACGGCUAGAGUCAAAAUGAUGGCGAUGAUGUCAGUUAUGGGUGGUUCAGUGAUUUUGCUGAUUGCAUGAUCUGUAGUGAUAUACUGUAUUGAUAUGAGUUUUAUUUCUAAUUAAACUUCCAACUUAAUGAAUUGUAUCGUUUAGGCCCAUGUCAGCUUGCCAUUGUUCUCUAAAUUGCGUAGUCAUCGAAUCCGACGCGCGGUCGAUCUGCGAUCACGCACUAAACUAAUUUUAAAAAAGUAAGGAGGUUUUAGAUGUUGAGAAUGAGUAAUAAAUCCAACUCCGUCGAAAGUGAUAGACUGUAUUUCCAAAAAGGACCCGUUCCGUACAAAAGCUGAUUACAUCUGAAUAUAUCGCGUGAGCAUGCAAACCUAAAAUACAUCAGUAACAUCUGUUCAUUGUUCCUGUUCACGAUAAGAACAGACAACGUUGAUUGACUUGAUACAUCAUUCCGUUUACUAUAAUCAAAAAAUGGUUAACUUGACAGCUCCUAGCAACGCAGUGGCAAAGUAAUAAAAAACAAAAACAAAACAAAAACAAUGUCACACUAUUUCAGAAAGCUAUCGACAUUAGAAGGUACACUGUAGGUAAUUCACGGUUAAGGUAAGAUGCUUGCACUACUUUAGUUUUUGAUCUUUUUUUUACACUUUGUAGUAAAUCAGUUUCUAACAUUUUGCGAAAAAUUUUUCAUUAGUCACAUUGCAUAAUAAACAAAAAGCCAAUAAGGGGUCUUUAAAUAGUGUAUGUUGUUCGAAUGACGUCAGGAUUAAAAAAGUCCGCUGCUGCGAGAUGAAAAGUAAUUUAAAAUUGCUCAUUUGACCUUCAUAAUAGCUAGUGUCAACAAGUCAAGCCCUGCUGCUUUUUGAUCUUGGUAAAAUAAACAGCUCCACACGAAGAAGUGUUCGAGGAUGCAACUAGCAACGUUAUUGCUCUUUUGUGCAUGUUGGCUUCAUGUUCGAGCAGAAACAGUGUCAACUAAGUAUGGAGAUAUCGAGGGUCUCCUGACUUCGUAUCCGAAUGCCUCUGGUCCGUUCAAAUCUGUCAGCAAAUUUCUUGGCGUUCCUUUUAGCCUGAGUAUCAGGCCUUCCUAAGGGGGUACGGGAGAGGAGAUUUUUGCUUUCCAUCUUUCCCCUUUCCCCCCAGAAACGCCUGACACUCAGGUUACGUUCCUUUCGCCGCUCCACCAACUGGAGAGCUAAGGUUUAAAGCCCCCAAACCGCCAAAAGAAUGGAAACCAGACGUCUAUUCGGCUAAGACACAUGGAAGCGUCUGCUUACAGUCCAAACUUUUCGAAAACUUUAUCAAGCCUUUUACUUCAAAUUCACUUUCAUCCAGGAUUGCUUAUAUCUUGAUAUCUACAGCCCGAACAUCAGCCUUAGUUUGCCAGUGA
This is a messenger RNA of Porites evermanni, 14852 nucleotides long. NCBI's taxonomy places the organism in Eukaryota, Metazoa, Cnidaria, Anthozoa, Scleractinia, Poritidae. The record is from the annotation of a GenBank genome assembly.